Molecule: messenger RNA, 3728 nt
Organism: Lethenteron reissneri (Far Eastern brook lamprey)
Lineage: Eukaryota; Metazoa; Chordata; Hyperoartia; Petromyzontiformes; Petromyzontidae
Product: nucleotide sugar transporter SLC35D2-like
Source: RefSeq, a predicted model, not a curated record
AUCGAUUCCCCGCCCCCGAAGUUUUUAAAGGGGCCACGUCUCGCACUACCAACAGCUUCGCGUUCUCCGCAAACAGCGUCGAUCUUGUUUUUUGUCCGUGUACGCGACUUGACGCCCUUAGAAACCUACCCUUUCCGCAUAAUACCAAACAUGCCCGCCUUCUCAAGACUCGGAGCGAUGGCUUCGUAGCGAAAUCAACGAAAGCAAAUAAAAAAAACAACACCGGGACCGCGCGAGAGAUCGCCUCAGCCGGAGGCCUAACUCAGGCUUCCCGCGGGGUUUCCUAGGCGAGGCUGCCGUCGACAUGACGACUCCGAGCAUCGAGCGGCACUGGGUGUCGCGGCUGCUCGCUGCCGUGUUCUACGGCCUCUGCUCGUUCCUCAUCGUCAUCGUGAACAAGCAAGUGCUCACGAGCUACGGGUUUCCCUCUUCGCUGUUCCUGGGCGUCGGGCAGAUGUUGGUGACGGUGGUGCUGCUGCACGUGGGACGGGCGUGUGGUCUCGUGUCCUUCCCAUACUUCGACUUAAACCUCCCAAAAAAGAUCUUCCCUUUGCCACUCAUCUACCUGGGGAACCACAUCACCGGCCUCAUCAGCACCAAGAGACUCAGCCUCCCAAUGUUCACGGUGCUGCGGAAAUUCUCCAUCCUCUUCACCAUGGUGGGCGAGAUGUUCAUCCUCGGAAAAACAACGUCAUGCCCUAUCCAGUUGACCGUGGCCAUGAUGAUGGGCGGGGCCAUCUUCGCCGCCAGCUCUGACCUGGCGUUUGACCCCGUGGGCUACACCUUCAUCCUGGCCAACGACCUUUUCACCGCCGCAAACGGCGUCUACACCAAACAGAAACUCGACUCCCAGGAGCUGGGGAAAUACGGCCUACUCUACUACAACGCCGUGUUCAUGAUCGUGCCUGCCGCUCUGGCGUGCGCGUACACAGGCGAUCUGCAACUGGCGCUGGCCUUUGAGGGCUGGAGCAACCCCUGGUUCGUCGUACACUUCACCUUCGCCUGCCUCAUGGGGUUCAUCUUGCUCUUCUCCAUCAUCCUUUGCACACAGUACAACUCUGCCCUCACCACCACCAUCGUCGGCUGCCUGAAGAAUGUGUCGGUGGCCUAUAUCGGCAUGCUGGUGGGAGGUGACUACAUCUUCUCAUGGCCCAACUUCGUGGGCCUAAACAUUUGCAUCAGCGGAGGCGUCCUUUACUCCUUCCUCACGUUCCGGGAGUCGUCGGCUGAGAAGCAAGGAGGCUGAUCCGGCCAGCGCCAGGGCCCGUGCACGCAUCUCCCCCAACGCCCGCUCGCUAGCGCCAGGGUCUGUACGCGCAUGGGCAAUGCGCGUGAUGCUGCGGUCAUGUGUGAACGUGUCCUCGCUCACACGUGCGCAUGUCCACACUCACCUGCUGAGGGGGAGUGGCUGUCCUGCAAACAUUGUGAUAACCCACCAAAGAUCACAGUCCAGAAAGUUUAUCAAGCUUUUGUCGAGAGCAGGGUGAGCGAGUUAAUUAAGUUUGUUGCGCGGAGAUAAUACAAUCGAACGCCAUCAAAGGUGGAUUGUAAAGUGUUCCAGCGAAGCCAGAAUAUGUUAGCUUGCACAAAUGAUAUAUAUAUCAAUAUAUAUUAUGUGGGUUAUCAGGAUUUUCAGGACACCUCUCCAUCAAUUCGCACAACUGUUUACAGCGGCCGGACGUACGAUCAGUACAAUCGUCGUUACUUGAAAUCAACUUAUGAAGUAACUGGCCGAAAUCUAGAUUUUUUUAAGUACGUCCGUUUUUGUAUUUUCAAGAGCGCAGGGAUUUCAAACUGCUUAUCUUUUCAUGUAAAGCGGAAGGUUUUUGCACAGCCAGCAUAACGAAUUGCUUCACCUUGCAGUGGAUAAUGCCUUGGCUCUAUACCACAGGACCUUUCAGCCAUGACUACAAACUCGCACUGACCAGCGUGGUGAAGUAUGGGUAAAACAAUCCCCAUGAACUCGCGCGUCAUGAAAAGCCUUUAUCAAACGGUGCAUUGGAUUAAAAAAAGGUGACAUGUUAGAUUUUUUAGAGAGUAUAUUUGGGUCACAUUGCAAUACUUUACCUUUUUGGGUGUCUUUUACCUGGAAUAUAACUUAAUUUUUAAUUAUGUAUCUAUCAAUGGAUUCACUGGUGUCUUUAUUUGAAAACCCUCGAUAGCACAUGGAGAUUAAUGGCACCUGUUGUCAAGGAAUCUACAGUUACAAGGGGAUUCUUUUUACUAUUUUAAACAAGAAAACGUGCAAUUUUUACAAUGUAUGUAAAACAGGAAACUUGCUGUUGGGAUAAAGGAAUCUGACACGACGACAUUUCUAGGUUAACUGGGUGUGUGGGUUUUUACACAAGAUUGUUUUAUUGGUUAUAUUUACAAUAUAGGGUGUGAAGAAUCAGGUUUUUAUAUUUUCUGUAAUGCAGAAUUGGACGGUGUGCGUGUGCAUGUGUAUAACAAUGGCCGUGGUGGUACUUUUUUUUAUUCACAAGCAUUUCUUUUUCAUUAUAAAAAAUUGCUAAAUAUCCCAAUUUUAAAACAUUACAAAUUGCACACUUCAACUACACUUCCCAACGUGGUUGCUUUGUCAUUGUCACUGGACAAUGCUGUGGCAGCCGUCCCCCGUGCCGUAUUCUGUAGCCAGGAAUCCCCCCAUAAAGCCUUGCCCAGCAUAACGCGGCUAAUGAUGAUGAUAAGGAAUCACCAAUUCCUGUCCCAUCACCCCCCUUCCAGUGGCACACAUGAUGGGAACGGAGGAGAGACUUUUUAAAAAUGAAUUUCCUCCAAACUAUUUUCGUGGUAUCCGAGUGGUCGAUUGACCUCACCGGAUGAUCGGUAAGGGUCUCGUCGAUUCACGUAAUUAAUUUGGAGAGCCCAGCGCUGUUUGCGAGCGCUAAGUAAAAAAGGAAUGAAGGUAGCCAUUUGUAUUCGAAGCUAUUGCCUUAAGUAGACCCCAUGUAGAUAGCCGGGAGAGGCGUGCGUGGUAUAAUCAAGCAACACAAAGUGUGCUCACUUUUGCACUUACAUGCAGUCACUGUUCAACUGUCGUGCCUUUUUGAAGUGAUGGGGAAAGUGGGUGUGUGGGGAAGCAAUGCUAAUCAUUUGUGGAUUUUAUAGUUAGAAAUUACCAAUGAACUUGGUUUUUACUUAAUUUUGGUCGGCGGUGACAAUGAGCGUGGCUAUGACUGUGAACUACUAAACCAAAAGUCCUAAUCGCGACUGACUCUGACGAGGUACAACGAACUUUCUGUGCCAUAAUCGAAGACGCAGAUUUGGGUAAUAAAGUAACGCGAUGAGCGACUGCAGUGCAAUGACAAACAACUUUGAAUGGUAAUUUGUAGUUGCCAAUAUAUGUACUGAACAUAACAUGUUUUAUGAGUUCACAAAUUGGCCGUACUGAUAAUAUUUUUAGUGAUGGAGUAGGGAAAUAGUUCACCACUCGCCAACAUUCAAUAACUUGGAGUGGACUCAAUAUUUGACCAAUUUAGUCCUUCAGACGUCGAAGAUGACUUUUAAAUGCACAGUAAAACUUGACUUAAAAUUCCAAAAGUUAUAAGAUGGGCUUGAGACUGUGACAAAAAUAAACAAUGCUAACUUAAUUUACACUUAGGUGUGAGGGUUUGUGUGUCACAUGAUAUAAAACAUGCGUAAAAAGACAACUGUCAACGUUACGGAUUACUUUAUGAGGUGUAUGUGUAGUGAUGUUGCUACACUUUAAAUAAAUGUGUUGAAGGGAA